Molecule: messenger RNA, 852 nt
Organism: Penicillium brevicompactum
Lineage: Eukaryota; Fungi; Ascomycota; Eurotiomycetes; Eurotiales; Aspergillaceae
Exons: 1
Coding region: 1-852 (283 amino acids)
Source: RefSeq, a predicted model, not a curated record
AUGUCUUCAUCCCCAUCUGACUCUACCGACCCCGAUCCCAACGACCAGGUUGAGGAACUAGACCCCGAGAAGUUCUACCAUCACCCAGUGUGGUCACAACGCUGGCACCACCCCGAAAUCACCGAAGAAACCUCUUGGGAACGAGAGCAAGAGUCAUGGUUCGAGAAUGUGCCUAGUCGUUCUCGCCACCGAUUUUUAUUCGACUGCCCAUCCAAUCUUCCUUGGGGCUUCAUCAUCUAUCGAACAGUCUAUACGACUGAAUCCGAAGAACUAUGGCCAAUCGCUUUAGAAAGAAUCGCUCAACGACUGAAAAGGGGGAUCAGUUCUCAAGUCCGGGUCAACAGCAAUGAAUCCUACCUUAAACAACUGAUAGAAGAAUCACACAAAGAUGUGAUUAUUUCAGACCCUAAUCGUUGGAAUAACGCCAGCAUUCAACAAGUCCGCAGCCAUUUCAUCGAAUAUCUGCGUAAGAUCAAGGCAGAGGAGCUCGUCGGGCAAUCUCGUUUUGCCUCUUGUCUUGUGAUUGAUGAGAAAUCCUUAAAAUCGAUCAUCGCGGAUGGGGGUGAAAAAUAUGGGUUUCUUGGGGCUAUUGAUCCGCAGUAUAACCCUGAAGAGGGAUAUGACUACGCUUCUUACCGCGGAUAUAUGAGGGUGCAAGUCAAAGCCCUAGGGGAUCUCUAUAUGCAAUUGGAUUGGAACUUCAUGUGUGUGCUGUGUCCGGAUUAUCCUGAUGGUUGGAUUCCUGUUUACGAUGGCGGCUAUGGGACUGUGCAGGAUGAAGAUGGGAACGAAUAUCCCUAUGCAUGGAAAACCCCUGGGGGAUCAGAGGGACGGGGGCGAGGGCGUUGGUGA